This is a messenger RNA of Drosophila hydei, 993 nucleotides long. RefSeq names its product protein late bloomer. The transcript has 5 exons. The coding region runs from base 227 to 883 and encodes 218 amino acids. Gene Ontology annotation, cellular component: membrane. The record is from RefSeq and is a predicted model, not a curated record. NCBI's taxonomy places the organism in Eukaryota, Metazoa, Arthropoda, Insecta, Diptera, Drosophilidae.
AACAGCGAAAAGCUAACUGAAUGUCAGACUGUCGUUUCGCCUUAAUGUCUGGGCUGGUGGCCCUUUUUGGAGGGGGCGCCACAAUUUCAAAAAAUAAAUGCGCGUCGCUUAGUCGCAAUUCAACCUGUAUGGCUAAAGGGCUGGAUCUGGAGCGUGUUUAUUAUUUAUAUUAGAAACAGAGGCGAAGCAAAUUGAACGUACUAUCGAUUGAUUUUGUUCUGUGAACAUGGCCAGUCGCAUCGCUAUUCUGAAAGUCCUGCUCAUUGUUUUAAAUGUGAUUUUAACGCUGGUUGGCAUCGCAUUCAUUGCCUUAUCUGUUUAUGAGUUGAACAACGUUUCGGCGGGCACUUUCCAGCAUAUUGCAAUUGUGGUGCAGAUCUUUGUGGGUUCGUUUGUGGUGCUCAGCUCGUUUCUCGGCUGUUUCGCAGGCGCACGUCUCUCCCUGUCCCUCAUUUGGAGUUUUGUCAGCUGCAUGCUGAUAUUGAUUGGCUUGCAAGUCUAUAUAAUCGUCGCAGCUCAUGUCACGGACUAUGUGGAACGAUCGCGUGCAGAUUUUCUGGCUCUUUGGGCAGAUCAACGUCGCAAUGUGGAGCGAAUCGCCUUUAUCGAGCAAAAGUACACAUGUUGCGGCCAGAGCGGUCCGCAGGAUUACAUACUCCAAGGCGUUGGCUUUCCCCUCAGCUGUUAUGAGCAUAAGGAAAGAGUGCAGAGUAAGCUGUUCGGCAACGGCUGCUUGGAGGCUGUGCAGUCACAUGCUACUGAUAAUCUCAUCUACGGGCUGAUCAGCAAGUGGCUGCUCUUCGUACUAGAGCUUUGCGCUUUGGCCGCAGCCACCCACUUGGGCGUCACCGUGCGCAAUAAACAGCGACGCGAGCGUUUUUGAAAAGGUUUCCCAAUUGGCCAUUAGCUCAUAAUGCAGCUGGAAACUUAAACGUAGCAUCCUUAAGUGUUGGCAUUUUACAAUAUACAAAUAUCGUGCGAAACGAAAUGAAA